AUGGUGGGCAUGUCGUCCUCUAUGUCUCUGCCUCCUGUACCGGAGGCGGUGCUCGAGGGACUCCUGUCGCCGGCGUUCAGAAUGCCGUCGUGCGUACUGCCGCAGCACUACGCACUGGAGUUUCAGCCUGACGCGCAGCACAGCGCCUUUCUUGGCUCGGUGUACAUAACGCUGCGUGUGCUCGAGGCACCCGCACAUCCUUUUCACCAUCUCAUCCUCCAUGCACUGGGCCUUCGCGUUGAGGCGUCAUCAAUACGUGUCUUUGUGCCCACGGACCCCUCUAGCGUCUUUGGCGACGCUGUCCUGCCGGCUCACCCGAGUCACCACCUUGGUGAUGAGAUGUCACGUCAACGACCGUUCCGGAUGGAGGAGGGUCACUAUGUUGCGUGCCAAAGCUUGAACACGAUCGACAUCAGUGAGACGGUGCUGCUUUCCUUCGCCGAGUGCUUGCCGAGUGAGGUGGGUGACACCUUCACGCUUAUUGUCGACCGUUUCGGCGGCGUCAUCGAGACGCCUCCCGAAAUGGAGGGGCUUUUCCAUUCCAGCCCCACUGAUGCCACCGUACUGAGCACGCACCUCGAGCCGACUGGAGCGCGCCGGCUCUACCCCUGCUUUGAUGAGCCAGCGAUUCAAGCCACCUUUCAGUUGUCUGUCAUCGCCGCCGCCGCGCAAACGGUUCUGUCGAACACGGAAGUUGAGGCGGACAUAACAGUGACAUCGCUGCCAUACGUCGUGCAGGCGCGGCAGGGCAUGAGUGAGGACACCGACGACCCGCGUGGAGAGGCAAUCGCGUCGCUGACGUGCGCUUCGCCAUCGCGCCAGCCAUCGCCUCCAGCGGCAUCCUGGCACUGCAUACGUUUCCGAAUCACCCCCCCACUUCACACCUGCAUUGUUGGGUUUCACGUGGGUCGCUUCACCUUUCUCGAGCAGCGCUCGCCACGCUCACGAGUGCUGUGCCGAGUGGUGCUGCCGCACACAGAACCGAGCAGCAGCGGCUGUUUUGCGCUUGACUUGGCCACUAAGGCCGUCGAUUUCUUUGCGGAUUUCUUCGGUGUGCGACUGCCGCUGAGGAAGCUGGACGUGGUCGGCGUGGAGGCGUUCUCUGUGCUUGGCAUGGAGAACUGGGGUAUGAUCAACCUGCUGAAGGACUACCUUGUGGUGACUUCGACGACUCCGCUGGAGCGCCGCCAGCGCUUGACGCGGCUUAUUGGCCACGAGAUCUGCCACCAGUGGUUUGGCGACUGGAUCUCCAUCGAGUGGUGGAACUGUCUGUGGCUGAAGGAGGGUAUGUGCCGCUACCUUGAGUACUUCUUCAGCAACGCCGUUUUCCCUGGCUGGGGCCUGUGGAACGAGUUCUUGUGCAACAUAAUGAGUGGCGCGCUGCUCGCCGACGCUGACCCGCGCGAGACGCACCCGGUUGACUGUUGUAACCCGGCACCACGACGUAUCUACGACUCCUUCGACGCAAUCAGCUAUGGCAAGGGGGCGUGCGUGCUACGGAUGCUGUUCAGCAUCAUCGGUGUGGAAUGGCUGAAACGCGCAACGCACCUGCUGAUGAUGCGCUUCGCCGGACGCGCGAUCAACGCGAAGGACCUCGGUGACUGCAUCGUUGACACGGCAGAGGAGCGAUGCAGUGGUGAGGCGCAGCGGCAGCACUUCAAGGCGAUUUGCUCGUGUCUUCGCAUGAUGGAGACGGUGAGCCACCCCUACCUCUACAUCUACCAGGGGCCAGACGAGUCCUAUACGAUCACGCAAUACAUAUCUCCGAGCAAGCGGCACGGCCUUCUCAUCGAGUACCUCGAGCAGCAGCGCAGCAGAGAAAAUGCACCGGUAAUUGACCUCUUCUCCGCUCCUGUCCACGCAUCGUUUGAGUGGACGCCGGAGACGACGCUCCGUCGUUUCCCCGCAUCCUUCUCGAUUCCGCUGCGCACCGUGCAGUGGACGCCGAGCGGCCACAGUAAUAUGCAUCUCAUCUUCCUCGAAGAGGUAGAGCACCACUCCGCCUAUCCAACAUCUGCGUCUACGCUGAUGGCGACGAGAGGGGCCCUUCUCACACCGCCGGCAGCGGUGCAUGGCCACGCCGGUACUGAGGCUGGAGCGGUGCCGGGGGCAGUGACCUCCUCCCCUCCCUACCAGACCCCACCGUUGUCGCCCCCUUUUGGGGCACUGAGUGGCCCGUGCUACUUCAACCAAGGCGGCAGCGGUUUCUUCCAGUGCGACUACGACGCAGCGACGUGGCGCCGCCUCUUCGAGUUCAUCGCCUUCUUCUCAGAGGAGGACCGGAUGAUCACCACAAUGCACUUCAUCAAUUUCGCCAAGGCGCAGCUCGGCCAUCAGCCCGGUGACACCGGCGAUCGCUGCACGCUCUUCUUCGAGUGGCUGCUGCACCUUACCAGCACACCCGGCGCCAUGAACUCGUUUUUGUGGGAACUCGUCACCAAGGCGCUCAUGACACUCGUCCAGCUGGUGCAGUCGCACUACUGCCACUCGAUCGUGAAGGAGUUUGUGAACACUCUCUACGUGCCCUUGCAGCGGCGCUGUGCGCUGUCAUUCUUCGCCCAGGAGAAUACGGCGUCCUUCCAGAGCUCAACCCACCUUUCUCGUCAACUCGUGCUCCGCAUCCUGCAGUUGCUGUGUCUCUGCAACAACCCAGCGGUGAUGGAGGAGGCAGAGAAAGCCGCGCAGUGGUCGCUCGCGACGCUGCUGUCACCUGACGACUCGUCCCUCCAUACAUCCAGCAGCCUACUCAGCACCGCCGCUGGUGGCACUGGGAAGGAGGCGUUUGGCAGCGGUGUCGCAUACCCUAGAAACACAAGCACCUCCGCCAGCCCUGGGCAUCCCUCCGACUCAGGUGUGAGUGCCGGGUUCCCGCUUUCUGCAGAGGUUGCCACCGUUCGAAGCAGCGGCUCUUCGCUGCCAUUAACCUUGCCGCCUGCGGCAGUGGUGCGGCCACUUCGUGAUGUGUCGGCACCACCGGCGACGCCGAUGGGCAACAUAGCGAACUCGUACUCGCACGGCUCCGUUAAGCUUACCUCUUCGCCGGGAAAAGUACUGAAUGUGUCCAACGAGUCGAUUUUGGGGUACGCCGCCUCCUCGGUUCCCCACUCUGGGCUGCUACUCUCGUCUGCUCCGGUGGCCGAGCCUGGCAGCAGCGAUCUGUUCGACGCCACCUACACCAACCCCUCAGGUGGUGUGGGCGGGGGAUCCAGCGCGAAAAGCACGAACUUGCACAGCCACCUCUGCCACCUCACCGGCGACUUUCACAUCGAUGAUCCCAGCCACAUUGAAGCCGGCUCAAUCGCGCUGACGCACCUCGUCACGCAGGGUAGGCUGACGUACUGGGUAGCGGCCGCGGCUGUUGCCGUGGAGCUGCUGCGGCUGAACCGCGACGAGCUGGAGCGGGUGGGCGCGAUGCCGGUACCAGUAGCGCGAAUGGCGAAGGUGAGUCCAGAGCAGCGACGCAGAGUCCUGCAGCUCGUCCUUCCCCCAGUGUUCGCGCUCAACCAGAAGUCGGCAUUCCCGUUCAUGGAAAAAGUGUUCUACGCCGUGCCGGUUCUCGAGUCGUCCAUCGUCAUGGGGCUCUACCGCAACUCGUGCUUCUUCUCGCACCUGCUGUCAAACCGGCAGCUUAUGACUGACCGACACACGUUAGAGUUUAUUCUCCGCUACGGCGCUGAAGUGUGCGCUAACGGCUAUGUCGUUGCACAGCUGAAGCUGCUGGUGUACGCUUGCCUAUCCGUGCACAGCCCUGCUCUCACAGCGAGCGUGGAGCAGUACAAGGGCGUGGAGUUCGCUGACAGCUCGCAGCCGACGGACUCGUUCUCAUCCAGGAAGUGUUCCUCGAAGUCCUCUUCGCCGGGGACUUCCUCGAACAGUGCGGCUGUGUCGGAGCGAAGCGCGCUGCGUGCGCGGUAUCCUGCGGUGGUGGAGGUGUUGGAUUGCAUGGAGUCCAACUGCGUCUGGAUAGAUUAUUGCAGCAGCUACUACGAUCAGUUUCUGUGCGAGAAGCUGCAUAGUGCGGCGCGGCAGCCGAUGCGCAAUGGGGGGUAG
This is a messenger RNA of Leishmania braziliensis MHOM/BR/75/M2904, 4050 nucleotides long. RefSeq names its product puromycin-sensitive aminopeptidase-like protein. The record is from RefSeq and is a predicted model, not a curated record. NCBI's taxonomy places the organism in Eukaryota, Euglenozoa, Kinetoplastea, Trypanosomatida, Trypanosomatidae. Gene Ontology annotation, biological process: proteolysis; peptide catabolic process. The transcript has a single exon. Gene Ontology annotation, molecular function: metalloaminopeptidase activity; zinc ion binding; peptide binding. The coding region runs from base 1 to 4050 and encodes 1349 amino acids. Gene Ontology annotation, cellular component: cytoplasm.